This is a messenger RNA of Sparassis crispa, 558 nucleotides long. Its product is annotated as Probable coatomer subunit. Bases 1 to 558 code for a protein of 185 amino acids. NCBI's taxonomy places the organism in Eukaryota, Fungi, Basidiomycota, Agaricomycetes, Polyporales, Sparassidaceae. The transcript has 3 exons. Gene Ontology annotation, cellular component: COPI vesicle coat. Gene Ontology annotation, biological process: retrograde vesicle-mediated transport, Golgi to endoplasmic reticulum; intracellular protein transport; intra-Golgi vesicle-mediated transport. The record is from RefSeq and is a predicted model, not a curated record.
AUGAACUUGUCCUUAUACGCCGUCACCGCCUUUCUCAUCAUUGACACGGAUGGCCAUCGCGUGUUGGCGAAGUACUACCAUCCCAGAAGCCAUCCCCAAGGAGAGUCCAAGAAACUCACAACGUUGAAGGAGCAGCGUGCGUUUGAGAAGGGUCUAUGGCAGAAGACAAAGAAAGCCGGAGGCGACAUCAUUCUAUUCGAUUCACAUCUGGCGGUUUACAAGCACUCGCUAGACCUUAUAUUCUAUCUCAUUGGUGACCCAACCGAGAAUGAAUUGAUGCUGCACUCUGCGCUUGUUGCUUUCUCUGACGCAGUCCACUUACUUCUGCGGAACCAAGUGGAGAAGCGCGCGGUGCUAGAAAAUCUGGACUUGGUAUUACUGUGUCUAGACGAGACUAUCGACGACGGGAUCAUCGUUGAGACGGACUCGACCACUAUCGCGUCACGAGUCAGUCGGCCAAGGGCAGACACGACGGAGAUUGUCAUCAACGAGCAGACGCUGCUGAGCGCGUACCAGACAGUGAAGGAAAAAGUGCAGCACCGGAUAGGACAGUUGUAA